Messenger RNA from Callorhinus ursinus (northern fur seal), 614 nucleotides. It is a transcript of the gene NCR3, whose product is annotated as natural cytotoxicity triggering receptor 3. NCBI's taxonomy places the organism in Eukaryota, Metazoa, Chordata, Mammalia, Carnivora, Otariidae. Gene Ontology annotation, biological process: immune response-activating cell surface receptor signaling pathway; positive regulation of natural killer cell mediated cytotoxicity; natural killer cell activation. The record is from RefSeq and is a predicted model, not a curated record.
CCGGAGAGGUGUUUCUCUGGGUCUUCUCUUUGUCUGCCAGGAUCCUGUGCUCUCUGGGUGUUCCAGCCCCCGGAGAUUCGUACCCAGGAGGGCACCGCUGCCUUCUUGCCCUGCUCCUUCAAUGCCAGCCGAGGGAAAUUGGCCAUUGGCUCUGUCACGUGGUACCGGGACAAGGUGGCCCCAGAGAAGGAAGUGAGGAAUGGGACCCCGGAGUUCAGGGGCCGCCUGGCCCCUCUUCCCUCUUCCCGUUUCCUCUAUGACCAUCAGGCCGAGCUGCACAUCUGGGACACCCAAGACUGUGAUGCUGGAGUCUACGUGUGCAGGGUGGAGGUGCUGGGCCUAGGUGCUGGGACGGGGAAUGGGACUCUGCUGGUGGUAGAGAAAGGACCUCCUUGGCUAGGGGCCAGCACAGUCCUCCUCCUUCGGGCUGGAUUCUAUGCUUUCAGCUUUAUCUGUGUGGCCAUGGGCAGCAGCAUCUAUUACCAAGGCAAAUGCCACCGUCACCUGGGAACACACUGCCACUUCUUAGAUGCCACUGAUGAGUGAUUCCAGACCCCAGGCAUCCAAAUGUCUUCAAGAGACCCCAAUAAAUCCUCCUCUGCCCCACCCGCUAA